Messenger RNA from Syngnathus acus (greater pipefish), 4455 nucleotides. RefSeq names its product RAB11 binding and LisH domain, coiled-coil and HEAT repeat containing (gene relch). NCBI's taxonomy places the organism in Eukaryota, Metazoa, Chordata, Actinopteri, Syngnathiformes, Syngnathidae. Gene Ontology annotation, biological process: intracellular cholesterol transport. The transcript is spliced from 31 exons. Gene Ontology annotation, molecular function: protein binding. The record is from RefSeq and is a predicted model, not a curated record. Gene Ontology annotation, cellular component: trans-Golgi network; recycling endosome. Bases 1 to 3570 code for a protein of 1189 amino acids.
AUGGCGUCGGUGAACCCGUUUAAUCUCAGUGAUUCGGAAGAGGAGAGUGAACGUCGACCCAACGAAACAGUUGACACAGAGCGUAGCCCGAGUGACGGGGCACCGGGGCCGCCGCCGCCGGGUAUUCCCUUCUCCCCGUCCGCGGACGCCGUGCCUCCGACUCUGCUCCUGUCCAGCCACCGAACGAGCCCAAACGGGGAGGGCAUCUCUGUCUCUCCCGCGGCCACUGCCGCUAUGGCUGUCAGCGCCGAAUCGCGAGUGUCGGUGGAUGUCAUCGCGGCUCAGCUACUGCGUGAUCAGUACAUCCUUACGGCCCUGGAGUUGCACACAGAGCUGUUGGAGGCAGGAAGGGAGCUCCCUAGGUUGAGGGAUUAUUUCUCCAACCCCGGUAACUUCGAGCGGCAGAGCGGCACUCCACCUGCCAAAGAUCAGGGAACUGGACCUGGUGGACCUUUGAAUCGAGCAGGUAGCAUCAGCACCUUAGACUCCCUGGACUUUGCCCGAUACUCGGAUGAUGGCAAUCGGGAAUCAGACGAACGGGUGGCGGUGCUGGAGUUUGAGCUACGGAAAGCAAAGGAGACCAUUCAGGCUCUGCGCGCCAACUUGACUCAGGCAGCAGAGAACGACGUGCCCUCUCAGGAGAGAAAGAACUUCAAAUCAAGCCCUGAAAUUCAGGAGCCACUACGCCCACUGGAGAAAAGAGCCUUAAACUUCCUUGUGAAUGAAUAUCUGUUGAAAAAUGAGUACAAACUCUCAUCGAUCACCUUCUCAGAUGAAAAUGAUGAUCAGGAUUUUGAGCUGUGGGAUGACGUUGGCCUCAACAUUCCAAAGCCUCCUGAUCUAUUGCAGCUCUACAGAAACUGUGGUUCCUCUCUUCCCCCAACAAAGGAAAUGGUUGACGUAGCGGUAGGAGACGAUUUUGCCGAUAUCACUGGACACUGUACGGCUCAAGAUCCCCCGAGGAAGCCUGACCUUUCGCAGCAGCAACAGGCAGAGGUCGUCCAAGAGUUGGAGUACCAAAUCAGUCUACUCAACAGUGAGAAGGAGAGUCUAGCUGAGCAGAUGAAAAAACUUCAGAGUGAGCUUCAAACAUUGAAGCAGACGGUCUCCUCCCCUCCUCUUGACCGAAGCUCCCAGAAUACAUCUAAUCCCGCAUCCUCUUGCACCGCCGCCAUCACUUCCUCCGCUGACCCACCCUCUGUGCCUUGUGCAGAUAACGGACAGUACCUGGAUAUCCGGCGGGUUUCACAGCCUCAGAGUGAGCCUCCCUCGACGCAGAACACACCGCAAUCACACAAUAAGAUUAAAAGUCGGACACCUGAACAUUUUGAUCAGCCAAACAGGAAAUUAUCCCCGGCAUUCCAGCAAGCCCUGCUAUCCUUCUGCCGAAUGUGCUCAGACAGCCGCCUUGGGGCAGAGGUGUCCCGUAUAGCGGAUAGCGAGGAGAGUGUGAUGUUAAUGCUGGGCCGCUGCCUUCCUCAUAUCGUCCCAAAUGUCCUCCUCGCUAAAAGAGAGAGAAUGGUUGCACAUCUUUGUCAGGAGCUGAUUCCUCUCAUCCUAUGUACCGCCUGCCUUCACCCAGAGUCCAAAGAAAGAGACCAGCUUCUCCACAUCCUUUUUAACUUAAUCAAGAGACCAGAUGAUGAACAGAGACAAAUGAUCCUGACGGGAUGUGUUGCCUUUGCGAGGCAUGUGGGUCCUACACGUGUUGAGGCAGAGCUUCUUCCUCAAUGCUGGGAGCAGAUUAACCACAAAUAUCCAGAGAGAAGACUUCUUGUGGCGGAGUCUUGUGGAGCCUUAGCACCAUAUUUUCCUAAGGAGAUCCGAAGUUCGCUCGUGUUGUCCAUGUUGCAGCAAAUGCUUGCAGAGGACAAGGCCGACAUGGUCCGAGAAGCUGUGGUCAAGAGUCUUGGGAUUAUCAUGGGUUACAUUGAUGAUGUUGACAAAUACUCCCAGGGUUUUGAGCUGAUGGUGCUGUCACUUAGCGAUCCUUCAGAGCGGGUAGUCAGUGCUGUCCACCAGGUCUUCAUCCCCGCAUUUGCUGCCUGGACAAUGGAAUUAGGAACACUUUACACUUCGCUCAUCCCUUCUCUCUUGGCACGUAUUGAGAAGCUCUUCAUGCAGGGGGAGCAUGGCCUGGAUGAGUACAAGCUGCAUGUGUUCCUAUCAGCACUGCAGAGUCUGAUCCCUCCACUUUUUGCUGUGGUGCUGCAAAAUGCGCCGUUCACCAGCCGAGCCAAACUCCACGGCGACAUACCUGCAAUAGAAGUGACUCGCUUCCCGAGACCGGCUUCUCCCCUUCAGGAUGUGGCCACCAUCAUCGGUAGCAGGGAGAUGCUGAGCGCCCUCUUGCUUCUCUACGACCACCAACUGGAGCAUGAAGGGACCACUGGAUGGGAAAGCCUACUUUGGGUGGUCAACCAGCUGCUUCCUCAGAUUAUAGAGAUUGUGGGUCGCAUCAACGUUGCUUCUUCCACCUGCGUUCAUGAGUUCUCUCGCUUCUUUUGGAGGUUCUGUCGAACCUUUGGCAAAAUCUUUACCAACACGAAGGUCAAACCUCAAUUCCAAGAGAUACUUCGUUUGUCUGAAGAGAAUGUUGAUGCUUUAUCUGGAAAUGGCAUUCUUACUAAAGCCACCGUCCCCAUCUAUGCCACAGGAGUACUGACCUGUUAUAACCAGGAGGAGGAUCGAAAGUUGUUAGUGGGUUUCUUAGAGGAUGUUAUGACAACCCUGUCUUUGUCCCACGCACCUCUUGACAGCUUGAAAGCUUCUUUUGUAGAGCUGGGUGCUAAUCCAGUAUACCAUGAGUUACUACUCACUGUUCUUUGGUACGGAGUAGUACACACCUCUGCAUUGGUCCGAUGCACCUCAGCGCGGAUGUUUGAGCUGCUGGUGAAGGGGGUGAAUGAGACGCUGGUCGCUCAGAGAGUGGUUCCUGCUCUCAUCACACUGUCUUCCGACCCUGAAAUCUCUGUGAGGAUAUCCACAAUUCCUGCCUUUGGUACCAUCAUGGAGACGGUGACACAGAAAGAGCUGCUGGAGCGUGUCAAGAUGCAGCUGGCAUCCUUCCUGGAGGACCCUCAGUAUCAAGAUCAGCACUCUUUGCACAUGGAGAUCAUCAGGACGUUCGGACGCGUCGGACCCAACGCCGAGCCUCGCUUCAGAGACGAAUUCGUACUGCCGCACCUGCACAAACUGGCGCAGGCUAACAACAGCCAAACGGUGGAUAGCAAGAGGAUUGACAUUGCCACCCAGCUGUUUGAGGCCUACAGCGCCCUCUCCUGCUGUUUCAUAUCCGAGGAGGUGAUGAUCAACCACUUCCUGCCGGGCCUUAGGUGUCUCCGGGCCGACAUGGAGCAGCUCUCGCCAGAGCACGAGGUGAUUCUGAGCUCCAUGGUCAAAGAGUGUGAGAUCAAGGUGGAAAACAGAGGAAUGGGAGAUGCACAAGGCUCCGUGUCUAUUGCAUCCACGUUGGUGGGCGAGGAUGCCAAGACCAAGUUCCUGAGCAAGAUGGGUCAGCUGACUACGUCGGGCGCCAUGCUGGCCAACGUUUUCCAGAGAAAGAAGUGAAUGCCACGCUCCUUAACCGCAACAUCUGAUGACCGUCCCCCGUCUGCUAUUGCUCCACGUAGAUGACCAAUCAAAUGUAACGUGCACUUUUAACAGAUGGACGGAUAGCGUUGACUUGCUUUCUUUCUCAGUCAGUGUUCGUUUGACAUCUUAGUUUACAAAAAGAAACACAGCAGAGGGUACAAGUUUAGCAUUCCAUAAGAAGCGGGACAUCUUUCCUGGACAUUUCAGGAUGUGAGGGCAUCGUUGGAACGCAAUGAACGUGUUUUCAUCGGAGGAGGAAGCAAACAGUACCUGCACGGUGGUCACCUCUGAUUUUUAGCAGGUGCCAUUUUGGAGCUAACAAUGGACAGUCAAUGAUAUGUCUAUGUCUAAGCAAAACGAAAGGCUUCGAUCCUUAAAGUGACUACAAAUGUGUGUGUGUGUGCGUGCGUGCGCGGAUGCGGUUCCGAAACAUCGCCUACUUGAAAUUCAAAAUAAUGGUCUUGCCUUUGUUUGCUCAAAAGUCUGUCUCUGCUGUCCAUUUUGAUAGCUUCUAUUUUAUAACUUAUUUAUAUCUUAUUGAAGGAAAACACACUUUAUUUCUAACUUCCAAAGACAUUUGCACUUCAUUAUUUUGUUCCUAAAUAUCGUUGUUCUUAUGCAUGUUCAAAACGGUCACUACUGUUGUGUUAAUUUUUUUUUUUUUUUAUGCUUCGAUUGAGUUUGGGUCCAUUGCGUCCACUCUUUCUGAUUGAAUAGUGGAUAUUUGAUUCAGUUUUUUGGGGGAGAGGAAAGCUUGGAGGAAAACGUAAAUAACUAUCGUACAUUGAACUGAGUGGUCGGUACUUGUGUAUAUUUGGAAUCUGUGUCAUGGUGUAAUAAAAGAUCGUUUGUGUAUUUACA